UCAUUAUGAGUUUUCAAGGAAAUCCCAACAUAACGGAAACCAUUUUUCGAAUGAUGGGACAAGACAAACUUGUCAGUAAUGAUGCUUUGAGUUUAUACAAGUGGAUAAUCCAUAGCAGCAUCUGCCAAGCCAUAGCUAUCUUCGGAAUAGCGGCCAACGCCGUCAACAUGAUUUGUUUUGUGAAACAAGGGUUUAGGGAUACGGUCAAC
Messenger RNA from Candidula unifasciata, 209 nucleotides. The record is from the annotation of a GenBank genome assembly. NCBI's taxonomy places the organism in Eukaryota, Metazoa, Mollusca, Gastropoda, Stylommatophora, Geomitridae.